GUUCUUCUCUGUCCAGGCUUCUUGACUUCAUCUCGGUGAGAAUGACGGACAGAUACAACAUCCACAGUCAGCUGGAGCAUCUCCAGUCUAAGUACAUCGGCACAGGACACGCCGACACCAGCAAGUGGGAAUGGCUGGUGAACCAGCACAGAGACUCGUACUGCUCCUACAUGGGACACUUCGACCUGCUCAACUACUUCUCUGUGGCUGAGAACGAGAGCAAAGCCCGUGUCCGCUUCAACCUGAUGGAGAAGAUGCUUCAGCCGUGUGGACCCCCGGCAGACAAACCUGACGAUGCAUAAUCACCCUGUUGGCUUAUGCUGUGUUUUUCUUUUACUGGAUAGUUUUGUAGAUUGUUGAUUUGCCUGCCAACGUAUUUCAUGUUAAUGCUCGUUUGAUAUUUCUGACAUCCGAAGCCAUUGCCCAUUUGAGAUACCUGGACACUGAUCUUUACGAUGUUUGCAUCUGGAACAGUAAAACAACUUUUUUUUUUUGUCUUAAGUUCAAAACAUUAAUUUGACCAAAUAAUAGAAUACAUGUACAAAGAAGUCUACCAUUACCUGUCAUGUUGUUGUAUUAACUGGUGAAGCUGUAUUCUCCUUUGGUAUUUCUAUUUUGAUUAUAUUAAAAUCAUCCUUCUGUUGACAUUUUAA
This is a messenger RNA of Labrus mixtus (cuckoo wrasse), 653 nucleotides long. RefSeq names its product splicing factor 3b, subunit 5 (gene sf3b5). NCBI's taxonomy places the organism in Eukaryota, Metazoa, Chordata, Actinopteri, Labriformes, Labridae. Gene Ontology annotation, biological process: mRNA splicing, via spliceosome. The transcript has a single exon. Gene Ontology annotation, cellular component: precatalytic spliceosome; U2 snRNP. The record is from RefSeq and is a predicted model, not a curated record. Bases 42 to 302 code for a protein of 86 amino acids.